GUCUUUGUUAGUUUACUUUGACAGAAACUGCGCGAAGUCUCGAACAGAGCAUUCCUCUGCCCCCCAAAACAAGCCCUGUUCCCCCUCCCGCCGGCGGCGAGCGGAGGCCGUGCCGCGAGAGGAGAGAGAUGACUGUGGCGGCGGGGCUGGGGUAUGCGCUCAUCGCGCUGGGCCCCGCCCUCUCCCUCUUCGCCGGCGUCGUCGCCAGGAAGCCCUUCCUCGUCCUCACUCUCCUCUCCAGCACCUUGUUUUGGCUUAUAAGUUUGAUAGUCCUCUCGGGAAUAUGGAGGGGAUUUCUUCCCAUAAAAUCAGGAACUUGGUGGGCAUAUGCAAUUCUGAUCAUUACAUCUGUUGCGUUGCAAGAAGGCACUCGUCUUGUGUUUUGGAGGCUUUACAAGAAAAUGGAAGAGAUGCUAGAUGCCUUUGCAGAUAGAAUUUCUAAGCCACGUCUUAGUUUGACAGACAAGAUGCUAAUUUCUUUAGCUGGCGGUUUAGGUCAUGGAGUGGCUCAUGCAGUCUUUUUCUGUCUCAGCCUUCUGACUCCAGCAUUCGGUCAAGCUACAUUUUAUGUUGAAAGGUGCUCAAAGAUGCCAUUUUUCCUUGCGUCAGCCCUUAUUGCACUUGGAUUCUUGGUCAUUCAUACAUUCUCAAUGAUUAUUGCUUUUAAUGCAUACGAUGAAAGAAAGAAAAGUGACCAAAUCUUCGUCCCAGUUGUUCAUAUGACUGCUGCUGUAAUGACACUUGUUAACCUCGUCCCCGGGGGCUGCCUCAUUGGUACUCCUCUGUUGUUGGUCACGGCUGUGCUGACCUUGCAGUACUGCUGGAGAGUGGCGUGCCGGAGGUUAACUGAGCACCAGCAUCGGCAGCUGAACAGCAACUAGCUCUCGCCAGUGUUCCUCACAUCAUGUAAUUUCCCCAUGUGUGUGUGUCUUAAUCUUCUCAUGCGUAGAACAGAAGAAAAAACUCAGGCUGAGUGGUGUCGCAUAGUUGGACAAGAUCACAAGAGGGUUUACCAGAGUUGCGCUCAGUUAAAGAUCUUAGGGGCUGUUUGGUUGGGAUUAAACUUUAGUUCCAUCAUAUUGAAUGUUUGGAUACCAAUUAGAAGUAUUAAAUAUAGGCUAAUUACAAAACUUAUUGUAUAAAUGGAGGCUAAUUCGCGAGAUGAAUCCAUUGAGUCUAAUUAAUCCAUUA
Panicum hallii is the source of this 1191-nucleotide messenger RNA. RefSeq names its product gamma-secretase subunit APH1-like. Gene Ontology annotation, molecular function: protein-macromolecule adaptor activity. NCBI's taxonomy places the organism in Eukaryota, Viridiplantae, Streptophyta, Magnoliopsida, Poales, Poaceae. Gene Ontology annotation, cellular component: endoplasmic reticulum; membrane; gamma-secretase complex. The record is from RefSeq and is a predicted model, not a curated record. The coding region runs from base 129 to 881 and encodes 250 amino acids. Gene Ontology annotation, biological process: protein processing; positive regulation of catalytic activity. The transcript has 6 exons.